AUGUCAGAAUUAAUUCCAGAUUAUAGAGAAUACGAUGAUGAGUAUGAGAGAUACCUAUAAAAACUUGGUUCUGGACCCUUCCUUUAUGACAUCACUAUGACAGAGGCUAAGGAAUACAUCUAUGUAAAACUCUAGAUAUAAAUAAUUAGAAUGAUGUAAUCACUCCAAAACUUAUCCAGUACACACUCCUAUACAUCAAGACCCAAGUCAGAAGAAAUGUUACUGUUGAAAUCACUUACAUCAUGGACAUCAAAUAACUCGAAGCUAUUCAUUCAACAACUUCCAACUAUUCACUUGCUGUAACUGCUAUUAAGGAUGCUCCCCUUUCUGCAUUCCUUUUGGAUACUGUGGGCUAAGAAAUCCUCCUGAUCAACAGGAAUUAGCAAAUAGAAAAAGCUUUUAUGAAUCAAAAAAUUAUUAGAAUUGAUUCACUAACAAAUGACUUCAUCUCAAUCUUGGCUGGUAUCUUUAUCAGAGCUAUCAAUCAUGCUAAUUUUAAACUAAACUUCAGUGAAUGUUAAAGGUAAGCUUUGAUGAAAUGGGUCCUGCUAAAAUAAUACAGAUAUCAGUAAAUGAAAUAAAAUGGAGAGUCCUUCUCAAGAAUACUUGAUGAUCAACUCUUAUAGGAAGUCAACCAAUCAAGAAAGAAUGAAUAAAAGUCGAAUUCUCAUCAAACUUCCUAGAGGGAACAGUAUCAAAAAUAGGAUAAUUUUUCAUAAUUAAAAUCCAUUUCGCAAUUACAGAGCUCCUUUAAUCCUCAAUCCAAACCGCCUUAGUACUCUCAAAGGCAAGGAUCGAAUUAUACAUCUCUAUCUCAUGUAUCUUUACCCUCCGCUAGUAAAGUGGAUAUUAUGAAAAAUCACAUAUCAGCAAAGGAAUUUGUUUAAGGAAUGGAGACUUUAAAAAGCUAAUUAUUGUCAGAUGUUCCCCAACCUGACGAACUUAAACCCAGAGACUAUACUCUCAAACCUAUAAUACCCUUCUUCCCGCCAGAUGAAGUGUUCCAUAUUAGAUAAGAUGAUCUAGAAGAACUCCUCAAGGAACAAGUUAAAAAUAGAAAGAUUCCAGAACCAAACCCUGCUGAUUAAUUACAGCAAUUAUUAACAUAUUACUAAUAAUAUAAUCCAGAAUAAUAUAAAAUACUAUUGAAUCAAUACUAAGACUUCAUUCAUGAGAGAGUAAUUUAAAUGUUUAAAUUAGAUGUUUGAAGGCAUGGGUUUACCUUCAUCAACUAAAUCCAAAAUGCAAGUCCAACCCUAGUUUCAAUAAUAAUAAAUGCGAUAAUCGAUUCAAAUUCCCAAGUCCAAAUCAAUGCUCUUCCCUAAACAACCCCAAAUACAACCUCAACUCUAUUAAGAGGAAAUCAUUGCUAUCAAAUACAAUAAGAAAAUCAAUAGAUAGGAAUUCGAAUUGCUCAAGUAAAAGUCAGUUCUGUCUCAAAACAUGAUGGAAUUCUAUUUCUGUCAUUUGUAAGAGGAGUUCAAAAGAGUAUUCAUCUUCCCAAUUGAAUUCUAUAAUGUACUCAGCCAAAAUCCAGAGAAGUAAUGAUUUGUCGAUUAUUCUUAGAGCAAAAAGCUUUACGGAUCAAUUUCAAGGGAGAAAUAGAACCAUAUUUGAUCUAUUCGAUAAAGUGUUUGUGCCUGCGAAGGUUAGUCAGUACGAGUACGUUGGUGUGUAUAUUGACUUUUAGAACAAAACAAUGUUCUACAUCAACACCCUUGAGAGAAGAGACAGUAAAUUAUGAAUAACACAUGAUAGGGAAGGGGCCGCCAUAUAAGGAAUUGAUAGAUUAGCCGGAUAUGCAUUUCAUUAUUAAAUUCAUGGAGAAUGAGUACAAUCUAAAAGUGAUGCGAGCAUUCAACAUAUUAAAUUGGAGUAAUAUUAUAGUAUUGAUAUAAUUCAUAAGAAUUUGUAGAAUUCAAGAACGAAUUUGCUUAACACUUUAACUAUAGCGGUUUGGUAUUGACUUACGUGAUUGAUUCAAUUUGCAAUCAUAAGAGUGCUGUGGGUGACGACUAAAUAUUGAAGGAAUUCAAACAGAAGUUAUUGGAUGCAAUAAGGAAAGCAGGCAGCAAGAAAUGAAACAAGUUCUACCUGAAAUGAUUAUACUAAU
Molecule: messenger RNA, 2113 nt
Organism: Paramecium octaurelia
Lineage: Eukaryota; Ciliophora; Oligohymenophorea; Peniculida; Parameciidae
Source: the annotation of a GenBank genome assembly